This is a messenger RNA of Rhinocladiella mackenziei CBS 650.93, 492 nucleotides long. RefSeq lists its product as uncharacterized. The record is from RefSeq and is a predicted model, not a curated record. Bases 1 to 492 code for a protein of 163 amino acids. NCBI's taxonomy places the organism in Eukaryota, Fungi, Ascomycota, Eurotiomycetes, Chaetothyriales, Herpotrichiellaceae. The transcript has a single exon.
AUGGAAAAACCCCACAACAAUGGACUGGAUAUGAAACGCUACAAAGCCAUGUUCGAGGCAGCAAAGGAAGACGUGGAUCAACACUAUGGCUCAACCACCUUGACACCAUGUAUCGAAUUCACAAUGCAGACUGAGCAGACUGACGUUGAUGUGCAGGGUGAGCAUUCCGAAGAUCCUACUCACUUUGUCAAAUAUAAUGGCACUUCUUCCCACGGACCCCGGUUCUGCUGUACUAUGACUUAUUAUACAUGUGGCAAAACCAUUCAAGCCCGUCGUUCGGACCUUCCUGCCAUCGGUCGUGGCGAUUUUGGAUCGGGUUUAAUGCAGGUUGUUGCAAAAAUUUCAAUUCACACCGACGAAGAAAUGGACAUGGACAUGGACAUGAGUUCGAAAAUGGCUGGAUCCAAAAGAAGACACCGUCGUGAUGGAACCGGAACGCCAACCGCUGAAAGACAUGGUCAACCUCAAUCCCUGCCCCAACAUCCACCCUAA